Alternaria metachromatica is the source of this 831-nucleotide messenger RNA. RefSeq lists its product as uncharacterized. The transcript is spliced from 2 exons. Bases 1 to 831 code for a protein of 276 amino acids. The record is from RefSeq and is a predicted model, not a curated record. Lineage: Eukaryota; Fungi; Ascomycota; Dothideomycetes; Pleosporales; Pleosporaceae.
AUGCCAUCACCUGCUUAUCCCAUCGCUCUUGCGGCUCUCAUUGGGUCCGCGCUCGCAGACAUCCACAAUGUCAAUCUUCCCUCGAACUUCUUCGAUGGUCCACAGAGCGGUAUUGGAUCAUGGUACCGUGCCUCUGCCGGCCAAGACUCGACAAACGGCAAGAGUUGGUGUGCGUACACGUACUAUAACAGCGAUCCUGUCUUUGCUGUGAUCUCUGGAAUUGUCACUAACGAGAACGAUGCUCAGUCCCUAAAAGCGAUGGGCGGCAAGACCUACAAUUCGGACCCAGCGGGUUGGAAGGCAGCAACGCAAAAGUACUGUGGUCUCGAGGCGACUGUUAAGGAUCCCAAAACUGGCAAGCAAAUGCUUAUGUACAUUGGCGACGCAUUUGAUGAUAAAUAUGUCCUUGUAAGUAAUCUCCUCGAGUACUAUUUCGCAAGAUCACUUAGUAACACGGUUCAUCAGUCGCCGGGGUCUAUCGACAUCAUGAUCGACGCCUUCUCGAACAUCCACGGGAACCCCAACGGUAACAAGAACGACGUCAUCAAGGGUGUGGAGUGGCAGCUUACAGGACGCGUCAACACGAAGUAUGCUGCGGAUGGCGCCGUAUGGCCAACAAAAGCUGGAGCAGCACCAACGACUCCUGCUCCUACAAAGAUGCAGACUUCUGCUUCACCAAAACCGUCUGCCUCUCCACCUGGUGGUGGCGAAGGUGCGAAGUGCAGUGACUCGACGAACUGUAAUUCUGGCAUGACAUGCUUAGCACCUGAUGGUGUCUGCAGCACAGCCGCUUGUAAUUGGGGGUUAGAUCCUCCUUCCUUUGGCUUUUGA